Messenger RNA from Drosophila kikkawai, 899 nucleotides. RefSeq lists its product as uncharacterized. NCBI's taxonomy places the organism in Eukaryota, Metazoa, Arthropoda, Insecta, Diptera, Drosophilidae. The record is from RefSeq and is a predicted model, not a curated record.
AUUUUCCCCUCUGGCAGUGAUCAGUGAUCAUGUUCUGCUGAACGCGGCCUUCAGUAAAAUAUCGAUCAGCAGCAACUAUCGAUGCAGUGUUUUGCAACAUGUACAAGCCGUUUGGGUGCCUCGAUUUCUACAGCGUUUUGGGUGUGGAUAGAGACGCCUCGGUGGAGGAAAUCAAGGAGGCCUUUCGUCAGCUGGCCUUGCGCUAUCAUCCCGACAAGAGCAGAUCUCGCGCUACGGAAGAAAAGUUCAAGAUAAUUCUACACGCCUACAAUGUGCUGACGGACGAAUAUCAGAGAUAUAAUCACGACAAUGAUCUAAGGCGGAGGCAGGAUCGAAACUUCAACAGAACCCAUCCGCGCCAGGAGGAGACGGAUCAUAGACAGGAACCAAGUCUCAGCCAGAGAUUUUGGAGGUGGCUGAUUCCGGACUGCAUUUUUGUGGUAUUUAGCCAGUUGAGGCUGUGGCUUACGACAUACUGCCAGUUGGGAUUCAUCUUUGCGAAGUCUGGCUACAGAAAAUGCUGCCAGCGGGCAACGGUGCUCCUCAUCAAGCUAGGGCCAAAAGUUAAGGAAUGUGCUGUCGGUUUGGGAGGGACAGCAGCAGUACUGGUCAAGUGGUCUCUAUGUGCCUUUAUCAAAUUGUUUUGGUGGAAUAUUAAGCAGUUGAUGGCAGAGCUGUUCUGGGCCUUCGUAAGGGCACCUGGCAGCCCCAUCCAAAAGCUCAUAUUUGUGGGCUUCGCCUGGCAGAUCGCAAUUCUAGGUCACGACAUGGGGGCUUGGCCUUGGGUAGGUUGGCUAAUGCUAAUGAUAAUACAUUUCUCGUUGAUUUUCGUUAUGUUUGGGGUAAAAAGUAUUAUAUUCAUACUCUUAAACACAAUUCCAAGUCCAUCAUUAUUAUAA